This is a messenger RNA of Humulus lupulus (European hop), 1691 nucleotides long. RefSeq lists its product as uncharacterized. The record is from RefSeq and is a predicted model, not a curated record. NCBI's taxonomy places the organism in Eukaryota, Viridiplantae, Streptophyta, Magnoliopsida, Rosales, Cannabaceae. Gene Ontology annotation, biological process: protein transport. Bases 271 to 1509 code for a protein of 412 amino acids. The transcript has 5 exons.
ACAUCUUUCCUGAAAAAAGAAAAAAUCUCGACCUCUUAAUUGUCUUGCCAAAUUAUUAUUAUUAAUAAUAGUAUGCUUAUUUUAUCAUCUGUCGUCACAUAAUAAAAAGGCUGAAACGGCCAGACUCAUUUGUCUUUCUCACGAGUCCUGCUCUUCUUCCAGAGCAGAGAGCACCCUCAUAUACUAGUACUGCUAUUGUUUCUAUUGAGUUCUUCUCUUCUUGUUCAUCACAAUAUACAAGAAAGAAAUAUAGAAUUUGGUGGGUUAAGGAUGAAAAGUAAGAUUAACUCUUUGUUGGGCAGAAGUUUGAUCAAGACCUCAAAGUUCAAGCCUUUGGUGAGUCUAGCCAUCUCUCGCCUUGCUGUUCUCAAAAACCAGCGUCAAGUCAGGUGCUCCCAAGCCCGCUCUGAUGUUGUUCAGCUCCUCCAACAGGGCCACCAUGAACGAGCUAUUCUUCGGGCGGAGCAUGUGAUCAAGGAGCAGAAUAUGUUAGAUGUGUAUGACAUGAUAGAGGGCUAUUGUAACCUCUUGAUUGAAAGGAUUCACCUCAUUGAACAUGAAAGAGUGUGUCCUGAAGAAUUGAGAGAGGCAGCAUCAGGGUUGCUUUAUGCAGCUUCAAGAUGUGGGGAUUUUCCGGAGCUCCAAGAGAUUCGUGGGGUUCUCACAUCUCAUUUCGGCAAGGAAUUUACUGCUCGUGCUGUUGAGUUACGCAACAACUGUGGUGUUAACCUUACGUUAAUACAAAAGCUAUCAACCAGGCAGCCAACCUUAGAGAGCAGAAUGAAGGUGGUUAAAGAAAUUGCUGCUGAGAAUAGCAUUGCUCUGCAACUUGAGGAAGCUGUUUCUUCUCCGACUCAGGAGUUGGAUGUACAAAAGAACCAAAACCAACCACCACCAAACCCGUCUUCUUCCAGUUCACGUGGAACCGGGUCAGGCGAUAGUUUGCAUAUCAUGCCAGAAGAGAUUGAAAACAAUGGCUCAGCUAAGGGAAAGAAGAAAUACAGAGAUGUUGCUGAUGCAGCUCAGGCUGCCUUUGAGUCCGCCGCUUAUGCAGCAGCGGCUGCAAGAGCAGCAGUCGAACUUUCUAGAUCCGGACAUGAUUUUGAUAAUCAGGAUAGUCCUGGAAGUCGACAGGAAUGGUCAGCGCGCAAAAACAAGUCCAUGAAAAUUGAAUCUGAUUCAGAAGAGGAGAAGACUCCAGUUGGAAAUCAAACAGCAGAAUUGAGAUCACUGUCUUCUUCGAGUUCAGAAACCAUAACCCAAGGCAAUCCUUCGGGGAAGGGUGUGGUUUUUGAUGAGAGUGAGAGCGAGACAAUAAUUGGAAACAAGAGUAAGCUUCCAUCUCAAUUGCAAAUUCCUUCAAGAUUUCAAGCAGGUCUAGAGGUCGACUCAGUUCAACAAAACUCCAUGGAACAUGAAGCUGAGAGCUCUGACACUGGGAGUACAAUGCGCUUAAACUUAGAGAGAGGGCCAUUAUCUGUGAGAACUCGACGAGUGCGAGGGUACUGAGGCUUUUCCUGUUACAGUUUUCACAUGCAUAUGAAUUUUGCUAGUGUGGUUAUAGCAUAAGUUUAUUCAUAUUUUUUUUGUUUUUACUUUUGCUUGAUAUCUUCGAUGUAUAUUGCCUUUUGAAAGCGUGAUCUUUGUGCUUUGAGCUUUUAUAAUGAAGUUGAAAAUGGUUCAAAUUGCAA